Aspergillus pseudotamarii is the source of this 1158-nucleotide messenger RNA. RefSeq lists its product as uncharacterized. The record is from RefSeq and is a predicted model, not a curated record. Gene Ontology annotation, molecular function: monooxygenase activity; FAD binding. The transcript has 7 exons. Bases 1 to 1158 code for a protein of 385 amino acids. Lineage: Eukaryota; Fungi; Ascomycota; Eurotiomycetes; Eurotiales; Aspergillaceae.
AUGUCAAUCGACGACACCCUGACCCCUCUCCGCAUCGUCAUUAUCGGUGCUGGUAUUGCUGGACUCAGCGCGGCUAUUGCCCUGAGCAAACAGGGUCAUCAUGUUACUGUCAUCGAAAAAUCCAAGUUCGCCAGAGAAACGGGCGCGGCUAUCCACGUACCCCCGAAUUGUACAGCAAUGUUGCAAUGGAUAGAUGUUGAUCCGAAGGAGUUUGGAGGGACUUUGAUUGAACAGGAAUGGUACCUUGUCCACCGCGUCGACCUCCACAACUACCUCAAAGAACGUCUCAACCGAACCCAAGCCACCCUCCACCUGGGAUGCAAAAUCACCAAGAUCGAUAUCGAGAGCGACCAGCCCACUGUAACACUAGACGAUAGCCGUGAAUUUACCUGCGACCUUUUACUCGGCGCAGAUGGUUUACAUUCCAUCCUCCGCACCCAAAUCAUCCCCAACUUCCCCUCCCCCUUCCCAGUAGGAAAAUCCACAUUCCGGUGGCUCCUCAAAACAGAAGAUCUGAAUGACCACGAAGCCACAAAAGACGUAGUCGGGGACCCAGGCGUUUUCGUCGAAUGGGCAAGCGACGACAGACGAGUCGUUGCAUAUCCGUGUUCGAACAACAAGAUCUUUAAUCUGUGCGGGUUUCUGCCGACAGCUGAAUCGGGGAGGUAUGGUGAGGGCUGGCAAGCAGCUGGCGACAAAUCGGCCCUGGAGAAGGGCUUCUCGGGCUUCGCUCCCUCGGUCCGCAGGUUGAUUGAUAUGGCGGGUGAUGAUCUGAAAGUGUGGGAGUUGGCUGAUAUGGAGAGAAUGCCGACUUGGGUUAGGGGGAGAGCUGCGCUCUUGGGUGACGCGGCGCAUCCGUUUCAGCCUUACAUGGGCCAAGGCGCCGCAAUGGCCAUCGAAGACGCCCUAAGCAUAGCUACUCUCCUCCCACCGGGUACAAAAGCUGAGGAUAUCUCCUCUCGACUUGCGAUCUAUGAGAAAGCACGUCAACCGCGGGUUGAUUAUAUCUUGAAGUGUACCCGACUGAAUGGAGCGGAUGAGCAUGACCCGUCGGUGCAGAGGAUGACUGCUGCAGAAAUGGUCAAGGUCAUGGGUAUCUGCUUUGACCAUAAUGAGAUUGAGCACUCGAGGCGGCUUUUGGAGGAGGGACGGUGUUAA